Sphenostylis stenocarpa is the source of this 1434-nucleotide messenger RNA. The record is from the annotation of a GenBank genome assembly. NCBI's taxonomy places the organism in Eukaryota, Viridiplantae, Streptophyta, Magnoliopsida, Fabales, Fabaceae.
AUGGAGAGCAUUGAGAUUAACAUUCCAACAUGUAAACCGUCUAAACCUGAGGCGCAUGAGACCGGCACGAAAUUUGGAGCCAACAAAACUUGGCUUCAGAUUCAGGGUGUGUGGGAACUUUGCAAGGAAGACACGGGCAGAGAAAUAUUUGCACUCAAAGUUGGGGUAACUGUUCUUCUUAUGUCUUUACUCAUAUUACUUGAAGCCCCGUAUCAAGUCUUCGGGUCUAAUAUAUUAUGGGCCAUUCUCACGGCUAUUCUUGUCUUCGAGGACACUGUUGGAGCAACAUUUAAUCGAGGAUUUAAUCGGGCAGUGGGAACCUUGGUGGCGGGAAUCUUGGCCAUUUUGGUUGCUGAGACCGCACUGUCAUGUGGUCAUGUCGCUGAGCCUAUUAUCAUUGGCCUUAGCAUGUUCAUGAUCGCGGUGAUAACGUCAUACAUGAAAAUGUGGCCAGCACUUGUGCAGUAUGAGUACGGGUUUAGGGUGGCACUGUUAACCUAUUGCUUGAUCAUAGUUUCUGACUACAGAAUUGGUAACCCAAUUAGGACUAUGAUCGAUCGCCUCUAUUCAAUCGCCAUUGGAGGAAUGAUGUCAGUGUUGGUCAAUGUUUCUAUUUUCCCUAUGUGGGCUGGGGACCAACUACAUAAAGAGUUGGUAAAUGACUUCUAUUCAGUGUCAGAUUCACUUGAGGGUUUCAGUUUUCAUUACUAUCGCUCGAAAAAUUUACUGUGCUUCUUCUUUGACUGCAAGGCUAAAUCAGCAAAAUGGGAGCCACCACAUGGUAAAUUCAUGCACAUUUCAUAUCCAUGGUCUCAAUAUGAGAAAGUUGGGGCAGUUCUGCGACGCUGUGCCUAUGAAGUUAUGACACUCCAUAGCAUUGUACACGCUGAAAUUCAGGUACCCUACAAAUUGCGGGUUGGGCUUCAAUCAGAGGUUCAAGAGGCAUCAAACCAAGCUGCUGAAGUAGUAAGAAUGUUGGGAAGGGACAUUAGCUGCAUGCAGUGGAGUCUGAAAGAUUCCCACAUUAAAAGGCUUCAUAACUCUGUUAAGAGAUUGCAAAGUUCUAUGUCCUUCCAAUAUUCUUCUAUGCUGACAUCCGCUUUUGAAUCCCCUACUGAUAACUCUUCAAAUUCCUUUGCAAACAUUUCACACAUCAUCUACCAUGUACCAUAUCAGAGGGAGAUGGAAGAAGAGCUAGAAUGUUACCAUGAAAUAACGGGGAAGCAAUUGAGAAGACUAUAUUCUUGGCCACCUAGAGAGGCAGAUGCUUUUGAAGAAGAUAGUGAGAAAAACAUAAAGAUGAGUACAGCAAUAUUGUCGUUGGCUAACUUCGCUUCCUCCCUCAUGGAGUUUGUGGCAAGAGUCGACCAUUUGGUAGAGGCUGUUGAAAAGCUGUCCAAGAUGGCCAAAUUCAAGUCUGACGAGGGGUUGUAG